AUGUACGUGGAUCUGCUUGCUAAUCCGCCACCUUCACCGCACCCUUUCGGGGCCUUCCUUGAAGAAGCGGCGUGUUUGCGGACCCGGGCAGCCGCGGUGGCAUCACCUAAUACUGCGCGAGGCGCAAACGACAGUGAGGGCGCGUCAUCAGGGUUAGUAGUUGCUGGGGAUGAAAAUGCAGAGCCACCUUCGUUGCGGGAGUUGCUGCGAAAGGAGCACGGCUACUCUGCGGGGACGGCGAUGCACCGCAUUUGGGUGGAGUGCCCGCAGGAGUAUCUGGCAGGGAUGGCGCGGCGGAUUGCGGAUGUUGUCUCGACGUGUGUAAUGCCUCUGCUCGCCAGCGAAAAGAACGGAGGAGGUGUGUCUCCCUCUCAACCUGAGACGAUCAAGGCGAGUGGGACCACGCCCGUUGCUGGGGCGGAGCGAGACCGUUAUGACAUCCAUGUCCGCUUUCUCCCCUCGUCCGCUCCCCGACUCCAGUUUCAUGCACCCAUCUCGAAGGUCUUCUGUGCGGAGGUGAUUGUGCGAGACGUGGAGGCGCUGCAGCGACUUGAAGAGGAUGCAGACCUCCUGCGGGUGCAGUACACUUCGGUGGCGGCGGAGGGGCAGACGGUUCAGAGCGCGUUGGCAUUUUGGCGGGGCGUCAAGGUGGAUGCGGUGGUUGAGGACAGCGAGGGGCUGUCAGCUGAUGGUAUCUCGUCGGCCAUCGUGCUAGGCCGAACCAGCGACCCGGGUAAUACGAGGCGUGUCCGCAAGACUUCGGCGGGGGAGGAGCGCGCUGCGUGGAUGCAGCCGCCUGCAAAGCGUUCGCGACAGGCGACGACUAGUGCCGCUGCGGCUGCUACUGCCAGUUCCUCCAACACGAGGAGGCGAACGGCACCCCAAACGACGGAGUCGGAGGCACCGCAAGUUUUGCUGCAGAGCUCGGCGGGGCUUGUGGCGGUGUUUUAUCUUGCAUUCAGCGGCGCUCUGUACACCGGCGUGGUGUGCGGCGCGGCAGAUCCACCCACGUCCCCAGCGCCACCCCGCGUGGAGGCUAGCUCUGAUGACACCCUGGCAGAGAAGCGGGUGGAGGCGACUGCAACGCCGCAGGAUGCUGAGCCCGUUCUCUUCCUUCCCUGCGCCUCCAGCACCAGUUUUGUGUGCGGCCUACUCGGGCUGUAG
This is a messenger RNA of Trypanosoma rangeli, 1164 nucleotides long. RefSeq lists its product as uncharacterized. NCBI's taxonomy places the organism in Eukaryota, Euglenozoa, Kinetoplastea, Trypanosomatida, Trypanosomatidae. The transcript has a single exon. The record is from RefSeq and is a predicted model, not a curated record. The coding region runs from base 1 to 1164 and encodes 387 amino acids.